Molecule: messenger RNA, 2112 nt
Organism: Protobothrops mucrosquamatus (brown spotted pit viper)
Lineage: Eukaryota; Metazoa; Chordata; Lepidosauria; Squamata; Viperidae
Gene: PCIF1
Product: PDX1 C-terminal inhibiting factor 1
Exons: 15
Coding region: 1-2112 (703 amino acids)
Cellular component (GO): nucleus
Molecular function (GO): RNA polymerase II C-terminal domain binding; mRNA (2'-O-methyladenosine-N6-)-methyltransferase activity
Source: RefSeq, a predicted model, not a curated record
AUGGCCAAUGAGAACCACGGCAGCUCCAGGGAGGAGGCUGCCCUCAUGAGUCACUCUCCCAGCACCUCCCACCAGGGCCAGCCGAGCUCCCCCAAACCCGCCCGUCUGGUGCAGGAUCUGCCAGAUGAGCUGGUGCAGGCGGGCUGGGAGAAGUGCUGGAGUAAGCGAGAGAACCGCCCGUACUACUUCAACCGCUUCACCAACCAGUCGCUCUGGGAGAUGCCGCUGCUGGGGCAGCAUGACGUCAUCUCGGACCCUCUGGGUCUGAAUGCCGCCCCAGGGCCUGCCGAAGGGGGAGCCGGUGAAGCGGCCGCUGCCGAAAGCAACUCAUGCAAACGGAGGCUGUCUGAGGAGGGUCAGCCCAGCGGCAAUCUUGCGAAAAAGCCCAAGAUGGAGGUACCGGCAAACCCCACAGCUCAGCCAGCCCCAAACAUUUCCAGCACUCCCGGGACGCCACUGUUGAAGGUGUGGGGCGUCUCUCCCGAAGAGAGGCAGGCGGCUCUCUUGCGACCAACGGAAGUCUACUGGGACCUGGAUAUUCAGACCAAUGCCGUGAUCAAGCAGCGGGCCCCGUCUGAAGUGCUGCCCCCUCACCCGGAUGUGGAGCUGCUCCGGUCCCAGUUGAUGCUGAAGCUGCGGCAGCAUUACCGGGAGCUCUGCCAGCAGCGGGAGGGAAUUGAUCCUCCCCGGGAGUCCUUCAACCGCUGGAUGCUGGAGCGAAAAGUGGUGGACAAGGGCUCAGACCCUUUGCUGCCCAGCAGCUGCGAGCCCAUCGUGUCUCCCUCCAUGUUCCGAGAAAUCAUGAAUGACAUUCCCAUCAGAUUGUCCCGAAUCAAGUUCCGAGAAGAAGCCAAGCGGUUGCUUUUCAAAUAUGCCGAAGCUGCCAAGCGGCUGAUUGAAUCCAGGAGCGCCUCUCCAGACAGCCGGAAGGUGGUGAAGUGGAACGUAGAAGACACCUUCAGCUGGCUGCGACGGGAUCGCUCGGCCUCCAAGGAGGACUACAUGGACCGGCUGGAGCACCUGCGCAAGCAGUGUGGCCCCCACGUCUCUGCGGCCGCCAAGGACUCGGUGGAGGGCAUCUGCAGCAAGAUCUACCACAUCUCCCUGGAGUACGUCAAGCGCAUCCGCGAGAAGCACCUGGCCAUCCUCAAGGAGCACAACAUCUCCGCCGAGGUGGAGCCUCCCGACGCCCAGGACCGCCUCGUUUACUGCUACCCCCUGCGCCUGGCCGUCCCGUCGCCCGCGCUGCCCAGCAUGGAGAUGCACGUGGAGAACAGCCAGGUCUGCGUGCGCUACAAGGGCGAGGUGGUGAAAGUCAGCCGCAGCUACUUCAGCAAGCUGUGGCUGCUUUAUCGCUACAGCUGCAUCGACGACGCCAGCUUCGAGCACUUCCUGCCCAGGGUGUGGUGCGUCCUCCGCAGGUACCAGAUGAUGUUCGGCAUUGGGCUCCACGAGGGCACCGGCCUGCAGGGGGCGCUCCCGGUGCACGUCUUUGAGGCCCUCCACAAGCACUUCGGGGUGAGCUUUGAGUGCUUCGCCUCCCCCUUGAACUGCUACUUCAAGCAAUACUGCUCGGCCUUCCUCGACACGGACGGCUACUUCGGCUCCAGAGGCCCUUGCCUGGACUUCUUCCCCAUCAGCGGCUCCUUCCAGGCCAACCCCCCCUUCUGCGAGGAGCUGAUGGACGUCAUGGUGACCCACUUCGAGAAACUGCUGGAGGGGUCCAGCGAGCCCCUCUCCUUCAUCGUCUUCAUCCCGGAGUGGCGGGACCCCCCCCCAACCUCCCUGACCCGCAUGGAGCAGAGUCGCUUCAAGCGGCAGCAGCUCGUCCUGCCGGCCUUCGACCACAAGUACCGCAGCGGCUCCCAGCACCUCUGCAAGAAGGAGGAGAUGUACUACAAAGCCGUACACAACACAGCGGUGCUGUUCCUGCAGAACAACGCGGGCUUCUCCAAGUGGGAGCCCACCCAGGAGCGCCUGCACGAGCUGCUCACCGCCUACAAGCACUCGGGGCGUGCCCAGGCUCCCCCCGCCGCCCCUUCGGCCUCCGACAAGGACCCGGAGCCGGUCCGGGAGCAGCAGAGCGCCAGCCGAGAGUCGACCCCCAACUGA